This is a messenger RNA of Geodia barretti, 1489 nucleotides long. NCBI's taxonomy places the organism in Eukaryota, Metazoa, Porifera, Demospongiae, Tetractinellida, Geodiidae. The record is from the annotation of a GenBank genome assembly.
AUGUUCAGAAAGUUCUCUGCAGGAGAGAGUGUGUCAGGCACCACGCAGGCCAAGGCAUCAGUAGUGAGAGGAAUCAGAACAAAACUCACUGAACAGUACCCAGAGCUGGCCGACUAUAUCAGUGACAUCAUCCCUAAAAAAGAGCCCCUCCAUAUCUUGAAAUGUCAUGAUCACAUUGAGAUCCUGAUGAGAGACAAUGAGCUACUGCUGUUCAGACAGAGGGACGGUCCUUACAUUCCUACCCUCAGACUUCUACACAAGUAUCCGACAAUACUACCACGAGUACAGGUGGACAAGGGAGCAAUUAGGUUCAUCCUCAGCGGAGCCAACAUUAUGUGUCCCGGGCUCACCUCCCCUGGAGCCAGGAUGGACGUCUCUCUGCCUCAGGAUACUGUUGUCGCUGUAAUGGCUGAAGGGAAGGAGCACUGCGUCAGUAUCGGGAUGACUAAAAUGUCCACCGAUGAAAUAACUCGUGUGAACAAAGGAAUCGGUGUAGAAAACAUCCACUUCUUGUGCGACGGACUAUGGAACAUGAAAGAUUUUCACAGAUAGUCACAACACACUACUUCUUCACUCUCAACUCCCCACACUUCUAUUGUCAAUGAAUGUUGGUAGAGUGAAACUGAGGUGUGCUCUAAUUGGAGGAAUGAAAUUGUCAUGAAAUAGAUACAGGUGUUGAGCUACUAGAUGGAGCUGUUACUCCACCACUCGGUGUGGUACUAGCUGUCUCGGUUUUCGUCCCACCAUCCUCCACCCCACCACCAACACUAGUGUUUUCAUAGUUUUCCUCUGAGAACAGCUCCCCUCGUCGCGAGGAGAGGUACGUCAGGAGCUCCUUGAAGUGGUGGUGAAGCAGCUGAACGUGGGUCGAGGGCAGCUGGGCGUGGCAGAGAAAGAGAGGCAACUUUAUAAACAGUCUCAGGAGGUGUUCGGCUCCAUAGACUUGCGAUGGCAUCAGUGGAGAGCAGGGAUGAGUGCUGGUAGUGGUGGGCUCUAAUUGGAGUUUCUGUUGCUCUGGUUGCCAUGGGUUACCAUGUGGGGUGUGCUCUAAAUGGGGUGAUGGGCUACAGCUGUUUUUGGCAGUUUCUAGUGAAUUGGUUGAUCUUUGUCUGCUGGAGGAUGUUGUUUUGUUCCGAUCUGUUAUCACGGAUUUGAACUGUUCUCUCUCCGGUCCAUAUAGCAAGUGGUCUUCCAUCAUGAAAUCAAAGUAUAUCUUUAUCCCGUCCAGAACCUCAGCCAGUAAGGUGGGGCUAGUGUGUGUGUGACGAGACAUUGUUCAGUGGGUGGAGCAAUGGGUGUGGUCAGCCUCACCUAGUCUCCUCGGUGGGUGUGGCAAUGUUCUGGUAGUAGAACUGGCGAAGGAGGUCCUCCACACUUGGUUUCCUUGGCAACCUCAGCAGUUUGUGUUGGCAGAGGAUCCAGAAACACUCGUCCUCCAUGUUAGCUCUGAGAUGUGCUGGUAUCGGGAGAGGGAUCUCCUCGCUGGACU